AGAAUUCAGAUUACUUUACAGUGGGCCAACAUGGUUACCCCAUUUGUGGAAGAUUGGAAUUUUGUCCAAGUCCUUGGUGAAGGUGCUUAUGGAGAGGUGAAGUUAGCGGUGAACGUCAGGUCAGAGGAGGCAGUUGCUGUCAAGAUAAUAGAUCUGUCAAAAGUUGGUUCAAAUGCAGAAGCUGUGCGGAAAGAGACAAUUAUACACAAACUACAGAACCAUGACAACAUCAUCAAAUUCUACGGCCAUCGAACUGAAGACAAAAUCCAGUACCUCUACCUUGAAUAUGCCAGCGGGGGAGAGCUAUUUGAUAGAAUAGAACCAGAUUCUGGUAUGCCAGAGGUGGAUGCCCAGCGGUUUUUCAAACAGCUCAUGUCUGGAGUGGAAUACCUCCAUACUCGUGGCGUAGCUCAUCGUGAUCUCAAACCAGAAAACUUGCUGCUCGAUGAAAAUGAUAAUCUAAAAAUCACAGACUUUGGUCUUGCUACGAUGUUCCGAAUCCAAGGUGUUGAACGAAAACUCGAGCGAUGCUGUGGCACGGUACCAUAUGUUGCCCCGGAAGUGAUCCUUGCUUGGAAGAAAGCAUACCAAGCUGAACCCGCUGAUAUCUGGUCUUGUGGCAUUAUACUCGUGGCGCUACUAGCAGGAGAGCUCCCCUGGGAUGAGCCGACCACAAGCUGCCAGGAAUACAAUGAUUGGAAAGAAUGUAAAAUAACCAUAACACCAUGGUCGAAGAUAAACAAUCUACCUCUCUCAUUAUUGAGAAAGAUCUUGACUGACUCUGUAUCAAAGCGAGCGAACAUGUCUGUGAUAAAGAAGCACCAAUGGUUCACCAAGAACUUCAAAGCAAAAGGUCGAACAUCAUCGACGAACUCGCCUGCCAUAUCCGACUCCCCCUUCGGAAGCUGUGGCUUCAAACGAGUUUGCUCAGGCACCGACUUCUCACCUCCUCCUGUCAACACCAGAUCUGAAUCGGGUCGGGUUUGCUUCUCCCAACCAGAGCCACGCAGCUCCGACCUCAACACGUCCUUGGAAUCAGCCGACACAAGUGAUGACUGUCACCGUAGCCUGUCGGUCUGCUUCUCACAACCAGCACAUACAGCAGAUCACAUGUUGCUUAGUAGCCAGGCCCUGGGAACUCAGGGAUCUUCUCAGACUCCGAUGCAACGACUAGUGAAACGUAUGACAAGAUUCUUUGUCACAACCGACACAGAACGCACAAUCAAAGAACUGCACAGGGCCUUUGAUAAACUGGGGUAUACUUGUAAGACAAACAGCUUAGGCCAGAUCACCAUGACAACUCUAGAUAGGCGAAAGAUGAACCUGACCUUCAAAGUUUGCUUGAUUGACAUGGGAGCAGAUAUAUUAUUGGACUUCAGAUUAUCUAAGGGCGAUGGUAUUGAAUUCAAGCGACACUUCCUGAAGAUCAAAGCUCGAUUGGCGAAUAUCAUCAGCAGUCGGCUGCCCACAUGCCCCAUGUUCUUCACUCAACAAUAAAAUGCACUGGAAAAUCUCGUGAAGUUGUUGUUUGGAGUGACUUCACGUCACAUUUCAUCGGAAGUUUUGUGCUCAUGAGAAGUUACAUCGGAAUGUAAUCAUGAAGAGACAUACAUGUAGUCAUCAAAAGAAGACAGGACCUUUGGCAUAAACAGUUGGAACCACUUCUUCUGGUACUAUGUUGAUAGAAUCUUAAUAAACACUGGAGUACUCAAACUUUGUGAAACGAGCUGAAUACAUGUAGACCUCAAGGAAACAAUAUAUUCUGAUGAUGAUAUGAUUAAUGUGAGAUACCUUUGUAUAAAUAAUUGGUGCUCGAUUGGAACUUUGUGAUGUGGAUACCUCCACACAAUGGGAGG
Messenger RNA from Lineus longissimus, 1856 nucleotides. Its product is annotated as serine/threonine-protein kinase Chk1-like. Bases 31 to 1497 code for a protein of 488 amino acids. Gene Ontology annotation, biological process: protein phosphorylation; DNA damage checkpoint signaling. The transcript is spliced from 13 exons. Lineage: Eukaryota; Metazoa; Nemertea; Pilidiophora; Heteronemertea; Lineidae. The record is from RefSeq and is a predicted model, not a curated record. Gene Ontology annotation, cellular component: cytoplasm. Gene Ontology annotation, molecular function: ATP binding; protein serine/threonine kinase activity.